AGCUCUCAGGCGGCAAGCUUUCAUGCUCUGUUUUGUCCUAGAGCUGUCAGAUAAGUGCAGCACAAGCGCGCGGCUGCGACAAUUGCUUCAAUCUGCUACGCGUACGAAACGUUCUGGCUACAGCACAUUUAACCAGAUGCUUCUCCACUAAACCCCUGCCAAAGAACCGUUCAUCAUGGCUUCAGUUGGAACGUGGCAUCGCCACAUUUACAACCAUCCUCCAAAGCAACCAACACCACAUUUUGUUGCCAACAUUCUCGGUCUUCAAUCAGGCCACCAACCGAACAACGUAACAAACGGAUUCUCUCAGCAAGAACGAACGCUUGGUAAAUGCCACCUUGUUUUAAAAGCAAAACAAAGCGAGCUGGAUGACGAUUCAACUUGUAAUGUUGAUGAGAAGGGGCUUGAACAAUCAAAGUCAGAAAUAAAAGCAGAUUCUUCUUCAGUCCAUUCCAAGGGAGUAAAAAGACUGAAAGGCAAAUCUGGAAGGGAAAAAGUCAAGAAGAAAAAAGCUAGGACCACAUUCACUGGUCGGCAGAUUUUCGAGCUCGAAAAGCAAUUUAAAGAGAAGAAAUAUUUGACUGCUACGGAGCGAAGCGACCUGUCCGCUCUGCUAAACGUCACUGAAACACAAGUCAAAAUUUGGUUUCAAAACAGACGAACAAAAUGGAAAAAGCAGGAAAAAAUUUGUGAAACAACAGCUGACACGGAGAAAGAUUCACAAAGCGACCAUUCUGACAACAAAGAUAGUACGUCUGGAAAUGUCUUCGACAACGACGACAAAACUUCGGAUUUGGAAGAGAGCAGCUAAAGCUUAGCUGGCGAGAAGUAUGAAAGGAUGAAACUCUAUGUAGAAUAUCAGAAGGUGUAAAAAAUCUGUUAUUUAUUUUACUUGAACUCACUUGCCACUUUUUAAACCUAAACUUCCCUUUUGUACAGUUCGGAAGCAACGGUUUUAAUUGAUCAAUUUUCUAGAUCUCAGCGCAUAAAGACAAUUAUCUUUACAAUGGUUUCGCACCUACAUAAAUUAAGUAACCGAUUAAGGAGAUCCUAAACGGUAAAAAAGCUAGUUGAACUGUAAAAAGCCUGAAACCGCUCGUUUACGAAAGACCCCGAACGCUUAAUGAGCUCAAAUCGCCAUUUAGUGAGUAAAUUUUACCAAAUCAUACAUAGGUUAACUCAGUAGUGUAGGAAGCAAUUGGCCAACGAGCAAUUCAUUCGUGUAAUAAUUGAGCACCGUCGCUCAAUACGGAGUAUAUUUCAGGAUAAAGUCAGCAUUUAUUCGGAUCUAUGACUGCCAAACGAUUUCUUAACUUUACAGAUUCUUUAAUUGCUCUCCACGCGUUCCGUUGUUCUCCGACUCAGGUUAUGGUAUUGGAAAUCAUAUCAACGCACAGUGGGUUUCUUGCUGCCAAGUCAUUUAUAACAAACAACUCGUCGAUCUGAUUUAAAAGACCGUUUCAAGCUUAAGCGAAAACGGUUGAAGCGCUCUGGAUAUUUCAAUUAAGCUAAAACGGUACACAGCUCAAUUGUCAAUUUUCUACGACUCCGCUUUAUUGAAACUAAGGCUAUGAAUUAUAUUUUAUUUGGUUGACAACUAUAGACCCCCUGCCAUUGGAACGACUCAAACUAUGGACUUUUCAUUGUUAUAAAGAGCUAUUGGUAACACUGAGUCUUAAUUAACAACCCCUCUACUGAAAGACAUUUUAUCAACAAAUCCAUACCUCGACCAGUUCUCCCAACUUGUUUUCUUUUGGAAAGGUUUGGAAAUAUGUCUUUUUUUGGCAAAGAAAUUGGGGCGAAUGGUUUAAAUGCGUCAUUCAUGUAGAAAAGUCUGCGUUCAAUUUUGCGGUAAAUAAAGAUGAAUUGGAAAUUGCA
Molecule: messenger RNA, 1878 nt
Organism: Stylophora pistillata
Lineage: Eukaryota; Metazoa; Cnidaria; Anthozoa; Scleractinia; Pocilloporidae
Product: NK1 transcription factor-related protein 1
Biological process (GO): regulation of transcription by RNA polymerase II; cell differentiation
Cellular component (GO): nucleus
Molecular function (GO): RNA polymerase II cis-regulatory region sequence-specific DNA binding; DNA-binding transcription factor activity, RNA polymerase II-specific
Source: RefSeq, a predicted model, not a curated record